AGGGUUUCUGUGAAUUUCUCUGGAAUAAUUUUUCCGUUGAUCGAUUCUCUUCUCCGUGUUGAGCUCGUAUCUAAAGAUUUGUGAUUACAAGCUCCGUGUUGUCUGAUUUGAAGCUAAUUUAUGUGGAGGAGGUUGAAUUUUGGUUUGUGAAGAAUCUUUGCGGAUUCAGCUUUAGGAGAUUCAAAUGGUGUCUUGCAAAUGAGUUAUAGAAGCUAGUGAGAAUUAUAUCUGUUUGUAAUUCUUGUUAAAACGAUGGUUGAAAGUGCUGCGUUCCCGGGAGGGUAUUAUCGGAAUACUUUUGAAGCGCCUGAUGAAUCAGAGGGCUCUGGGAGCUCUGCACAGAUUGAUACUGAGGUCACUGCGUCUGAGAAUUCAAGCACUCCUGCAAGAAAGUGUAUUAUGUUGAAUUCUAAUGAUGAAGAUCCUUAUGGUGUUCAGAGACAAGUCAUUUCCUUGUAUAACAUGUCACAAUCUGAGAGGAAGGAUUUGAUUAAUCGGCUUAAGCUGGAGUUGGAGCAGACAAAGAUAGUUAUUAGGAAUGCUGAGUUGCAGAGGAUGAACCCUGCUGCUGUGUCGUCUACUAGUGAUAGGGUGGGUUUUAACACUGCUCAAAAGUUAUCAUCUCGAGUCAGCAAUUCGAAGAAGACAUCUGAUUUUGCAAUGGGAUCGGGGAAGAAAGUUCGGCAUCAGACUGGGAGUUCUCGUGGAUGGAAUCGUGGUACCUCGGGGAAGUUUGAGUCGUCAAAAGAGUCUAUGACUAGCACUACUAACAUUACACUGAUGAAGCAAUGUGAUACGCUACUGAAAAAACUGUGGUCUCAUCCACAUUCUUGGGUUUUUCAGGCGCCAGUUGAUGUAGUGAAACUGAACAUACCUGACUAUCUCACUAUUAUCAAACAUCCCAUGGACUUGGGGACAGUAAAGAAGAACUUAGCGUCUGGUGUAUACUCAAGCCCACAUGAGUUUGCUGCUGAUGUGAGGCUUACAUUUACCAAUGCAAUGACAUAUAACCCUCCAGGACAUGAUGUUCACAUUAUGGGGGAUAUCCUUAGUAAAUUAUUUGAAGCGCGGUGGAAAACUAUCGAAAAGAAAUUACCAGCUUGUAGCAUGCAAACGUUGCCUGUAAUAACAUUGGAGCCCAAUGAUGAAAGGAAAGCUGCUAUAUCUGUCCCUCCGGCAAAGAAGAGAAAGAUGGCUUCACCUGUUAGAGAGAGUGUUCCAGAGCCUGUGAAGCAACUUAUGACUGCAGAGGAGAGGCAUAGAUUGGGCAGACAACUCGAAUCACUACUCGACGAACUUCCUGCACAUAUCAUUGACUUUUUGAAGAAACACAGUUCAAAUGGAGGAGAAAUUGCGGAAGACGAAAUUGAGAUAGACAUUGAUGUUCUCAGUGAUGAAGUACUGGUUACUCUUCGAAACCUUCUAGAUGAAUAUAUACAAAAUAAAGAAGCAAAGCAGUCGAAUGUUGAACCAUGUGAAAUAGAGCUUAUUAAUGGAUCAGGACCGAGCAAUUCGUCGCUGCAACGAGGAAAUGAAUUGGCUGAUGAGUAUGUCGGUGGGAAUGAACCUCCUAUCUCAAGGAGCUCCAGUGAUUCGGACUCUGGUAGCUCGGAAGAUCAAUCUGAUGACGCUAAACCCAUGGUUCAAGUGGAUUCUUCCAAGAUGCCUGAAACUGCAAAUUCUGAGGCGCAAAGAGAUGAAAAUACAAGAAUUGAUGAUCUUUUCGGAGGAAGUCAAUCUACUGGUGCGCUGGAGCAGAUGGAUAUUUGUUCUCAGCAAAAGCCUAGUUCGGAUGAAUCGGAUAUCCAACAUGAGGGAAAUAUAUUAGAGACUCCAGUUUCAUCUGAGAAGCGCUAUAGAGCUGCGCUGUUGAAGAACCGGUUUGCAGAUAUCAUUCUAAAAGCACGCGAGAAACCUCUUCCACAGAAUGGUAUUAAGGGCGAUCCAGAAAGGCUGCGCAAAGAAAGAGAAGAACUCGAAUUGCAGAAGAAGAAAGAGAAAGCGCGGCUACAAGCUGAAGCAAAGGCUGCUGAAGAUGCUCGUCGCCAAGCUGAAGCAGAGGCCGCUGCAGAAGCUGCUGCUGAGGCUAAGCGGAAGAGAGAACUAGAAAGAGAAGCCGCUCGCCAAGCUUUAUUGAAGAUGGAGAAAACUGUAGAGAUCAACGAGAACUCACGGUUUCUCGAGGACCUAGAGAUGCUGAGUUCGAGUGCACCUGAGCAAUUACCAAGCUCAGCCGAUGAAACCAGCCCCGAGAGACCUUUAGACGCACUUGGAAGUUUCAACCUCAGAGGAAGUAACCCACUUGAGCAACUCGGACUGUACAUGAAACAAGAUGAUGAUGAAGAAGAACCCGAAGCUCCUUCGGUUCCAAAAUCUGAUGAAACCAGCACCGAGAGACCUUUAGACGCACUUGGAAGUUUCAACCUCGGAGAAAGUAACCCUCUGGAGCAACUCGGACUGUACAUGAAACAAGACGACGAUGAUGAAGAAGAACCCGAGGCUCCUGCGGUUCCAAAACCCGAUGAAACCAGCCCCGAGAGACCUUUAGACGCAUUUGGAAGUUUCAACCUCAAAGGAAGUAACCCUCUUGAGCAACUCGGACUGUACAUGAAACAAGACGAUGAUGAAGAACCCGAGGCUCCCGCUAUUCCAAACCUAACCAACGACGUGGAAGAAGAGACUCGUCCUUUAGCUUCCAGCUGUUUAAUCUCCCUCCUCCACGGCGUCUCCGCCGUCGUUCUCGCCACCAACGCCUUACUCUCCGAUCCUAACCGUGGUUUCUCCUCCGUCAACACCCGAUCUCAAAACUCUGUUCUUGAUUUCAGCUCCGCUUAUUUCCUCGCUGAUCUCGUCCACCUCGCCGUGUUUCCUUCUCCCGCCGGCGGAGACUCGCUUUUCGCAGCUCAUCACGCCGCCGUGCUCUUCGUUUUCCUCACGUGCCGUUACAUGGUUGCUCACGGCGCUUGCGCUCUGCUCGCGCUGCUCGUCGUAGCCGAAGCGACCAGCGCGUGUCAGAACACGUGGACGCUAGCGGAUGCGCGUGGUAAAGACGCGCCACUAGCGGUGAGUUUGCACCGGUCCGUUACGGUGCCGUUUUACGCGUCGUAUAGCGUUUGCAGGUGCGUUAUAGCGCCGUUGCUUAUCGUUAAGAUGACGUGGUUUUACGUCAGUGGAGGCGCUGAUGACGUCAUACCCAGAUGGGUUUGGGUUUCGUGGACCGUUGUUAUUGUUACUGCCGUUACCGUUAGUAUCCUUUGGAUUUGGAAUUUAUGGGUACUGUUUUUUCAGGAAAGAUAUUCCAAAUUUACCAAAAAGGUUAAAUAGAUAAAUAUUUGAAGAGAUGUUAAAAAAAAAAGAAAAAAGAAAAAUAUUUGAAGUUUCCAUAUUCGAGAUUUGUUAUCUAAUUUGAGCGUAAAUUAAUAUCUCCGAAUAAAUUAUGUUCAUGGAU
Molecule: messenger RNA, 3448 nt
Organism: Arabidopsis arenosa
Lineage: Eukaryota; Viridiplantae; Streptophyta; Magnoliopsida; Brassicales; Brassicaceae
Source: the annotation of a GenBank genome assembly